This is a messenger RNA of Asparagus officinalis (garden asparagus), 552 nucleotides long. RefSeq lists its product as uncharacterized. NCBI's taxonomy places the organism in Eukaryota, Viridiplantae, Streptophyta, Magnoliopsida, Asparagales, Asparagaceae. The record is from RefSeq and is a predicted model, not a curated record. The transcript has 2 exons. Bases 1 to 552 code for a protein of 183 amino acids.
AUGGAAGGUACGUUCCUUGUGAACUCCUUCCCCACUCGUAUCUCUUUGAUUCAGGAGUUCCACAGCCGUAAUGGAAGACUUCAGUUAGUUAUACAUCCCCUAGACAUUCUUUUGUCAGUUUCUAUUCCUUUAGGAGAUGCAUCCCUAUUAGAGAGCAUUUGUAGGAGAUAUGUUAUCGGCUUAGAUGAGUCUAAGUUCAUAGUCGAUUUGAUCAUCCUGUGUAUGUCUGAAUUCGAUGUGAUUCUUGAUAUAAAUUGGUUAUCUUCCUACCACAUCAGUAUCGACUGUUUUGCGAAAAUAGUUAGUUUGCUAGCGUCCGAUAUGACCGAAUUAGUUGUAGCAACCUCACAAGGCAACCCGUUUACGGAGUCAUUUCUGGCAUAUGACAAGGAGGUGUUGUUUCGAGAUCAGGGUGCAGAUUUGAGCGAGACUAGAGUCAUCUCAGAGUAUCAAAAUGUUUUUCGAGAUACACAUGGAUUGCCUCCAGUGAGAGAGGUUGAGUUUUGCAUCGAGCUGCAGUCGGACACAUCACCGAUCUCCCGUGCACCUUAG